Protopolystoma xenopodis is the source of this 294-nucleotide messenger RNA. The record is from the annotation of a GenBank genome assembly. Lineage: Eukaryota; Metazoa; Platyhelminthes; Monogenea; Polystomatidea; Polystomatidae.
AUGGCGCGUCAGGCAGAUGAGGCCGCGUUGUCGAAAGAAGCCCCUCGGGCGGCCGAGUUCCCCACUCCGGGUUGGCGAGAGGAGCCAGUAAAUGUGGUGCAGGACGGCCUUCGGAUUGUAGGAGCGCCGAGGGCGUCGACUGUGCACCGGGUCCCGUCGCAAAGCUUGCAACGGCCCCACUCAACUACACCCAACCCAUUACCUCAUUGGUCGCCACCCCACACACACACACACACACAUACACACCUCGGACACCCUAAAUGCAGCCAGCCAGCCUCCACGGUCGUCAGGUGA